AUGGGUCUUUGCCGUUUUGGACGGUGCCCUGGCGGAAGUGCCGGGGAGGCAGCGCGCCUGCGCGGUGACGGGCCGGGGCCCGGCGGAGCGGCGGCAUUUCCGGGGGCGGGGCGGGCGCGCGCAGGCGCGGCGGCGUCUCCGAGGGUCGGGGCGGGGGCCUGGCGGAAGCGGCCGGGCGGGGCGGGGCGGGAGCUGCGCCUGCGCGGAGCGGCUCCGGGGCCCGGCGGAGCGGCGGCGGCGGCGGCGGCGGCGGGGGCCGCCAUGGCGGAGCCCGGCGGGGGGAAGGUGGACGUCAACCGGGCCGGAGUCCCGGAGCUGGAGGCGGCGCUGCGCGGCGUGGGCCGCAGGAGAGCCCGGGCCAUCGUGCGGAAGCGAGAGGAGCUGCGGGGCUUCGGCUCCCUCGACGACCUGCUGCGCGUCAAGGGCGUCACCGCCCGCAUCCUGGACCUCAACCGGCCGCGCCUGCUGUGCGGGGACCCCGCGCCCCGACCCCCGCCCCAGGUCCUGUCUCACCAGGUUCGUGCCGAGGACCGUAGCGGCGACGGAGCGGAGGAGCCGGGGGCCGGAGCGGAGGGGCUGGGCUUCGGGGGGCUCCGGCGACAGCGGCGGCAGGAGGAGCGGCGGCAGGAGGAGGAGGAGGAGGAGGAGGAGGGGGCCGCCGGCCGGGGGGGCUCCCGCGGCGGCGAGGAGCCCGAGGGGUCGGAGGCCGGCGGGGCCGGCCGGGGCGAUGUCUAUCUCUACUACUCGGUGGACGAGGGCUGGAUGGACUACCUGGACGGCUCCGACACCGGCGGCCUGGUGCCGCCCAAGAUGAAACGGAAGCUGGAGUCGGGGCCGGCCGGGCGGGCGCCGUCGCCGGGGAAGAAGCUGUGCAAGGGCCCCGCCUACCGCAGGUCCCCGGGCCCCCCGACGUUCGGAGAGCUGCGCGGCGGCCCGCACGGCCCGGCCCGCCGGCGCCUCCCGCCCCGGGCUCCUCCGCCCCAGCUGCAGGAGUGGCUGCACACCUUCCAGGCCUGGAGCGGCCCGCAGCAGCUGGUGGCCCUGGACGAGCUCCUGGACAGGUGCGAGCCGGCCCAGGUGCGGCACGUCAUGCAGCUGAUCCAGCCCCAGUUCCAGCGCGACUUCAUCUCCCUGCUGCCCAAGGAGCUGGCCCUGCACGUCCUGUCGUUCCUGGAGCCCCGGGACCUCCUGCGGGCCGCCCAGACCUGCCGCUGCUGGCGCGUCCUGGCCGAGGACAACCUGCUGUGGCGCGAGAAAUGCCGGGAUGAGGGGAUCGAGGAGCCGCGCUCGGUGCGGCGCGGACGCCUGCUCAGCCCCGGCUUCAUGUACAGCCCCUGGAAGCUGGCCUUCCGCCGGCAGCACCAGAUCGACAGCAACUGGCGAAGCGGGGACAUCCCCCCGCCCAAGGUGCUCAAAGGCCACGACGACCACGUCAUCACCUGCCUGCAGUUCUGCGGGAACCGCAUCGUCAGCGGCUCCGACGACAACACGCUCAAGGUGUGGUCGGCGGUGACCGGCGAGUGUGUGCAGACCCUGGUGGGGCACACGGGGGGCGUUUGGUCCUCCCAGAUGCGGGAGAAGUUGGUGAUCAGCGGGUCCACCGACCGGACGCUGCGCGUGUGGGACGCCGACAGCGGGGCCUGCGUGCACACGCUGCACGGCCACACCAGCACCGUGCGCUGCCUCCACUUGCACGGGGACCGGGUGGUGAGCGGUUCCCGGGACGCCACGCUGCGGCUGUGGGACGUGCGGACCGGGCGCUGCCUGCACGUGCUGAGCGGCCACGUGGCGGCCGUGCGCUGCGUCCAGUACGACGGGCGCAAGGUGGUCAGCGGCGCCUACGACUACACCGUCCGCGUGUGGGACCCCGAGAGCGAGAGCUGCCUGCACACCCUUCAGGGCCACACCAACCGCGUCUACUCCCUGCAGUUCGACGGCGUGCACAUCGUCAGCGGCUCCCUGGACACGUCGAUCCGGGUGUGGGACGUGGAGAGCGGCAGCUGCCUGCACACGCUCACCGGCCACCAGUCCCUGACCAGCGGCAUGGAGCUGCGGGAGGCCACGCUCGUGUCGGGGAACGCCGACUCCACGGUCAAGAUCUGGGACAUCCGCACCGGCCAGUGUCUGCAGACCCUGCAGGGGCCCCACAAACACCAGAGCGCCGUGACGUGUCUGCAGUUCAGCGCCAAGCUGGUGGUGACCAGUUCGGACGACGGGACGGUCAAGCUGUGGGACCUGCGCACGGGGGACUUCGUGCGGGACCUGGUGGCCCUGGAGAGCGGGGGCAGCGGGGGGGUGGUGUGGCGCAUCCGGGCCUCCAACACCAAACUGGUGUGCGCCGUGGGCAGCCGCAACGGCACCGAGGAGACCAAGCUGCUGGUGCUGGACUUCGACGCCGACGUCGCCAAGUGACCGGCUCCGGCCCCCACCUCGG
Molecule: messenger RNA, 2434 nt
Organism: Ornithorhynchus anatinus (platypus)
Lineage: Eukaryota; Metazoa; Chordata; Mammalia; Monotremata; Ornithorhynchidae
Product: F-box/WD repeat-containing protein 7-like
Exons: 14
Coding region: 1-2412 (803 amino acids)
Biological process (GO): proteasome-mediated ubiquitin-dependent protein catabolic process; ubiquitin recycling
Cellular component (GO): cytoplasm; nucleus
Molecular function (GO): ubiquitin binding
Source: RefSeq, a predicted model, not a curated record